Molecule: messenger RNA, 2633 nt
Organism: Alosa sapidissima (American shad)
Lineage: Eukaryota; Metazoa; Chordata; Actinopteri; Clupeiformes; Clupeidae
Gene: tagln3b
Product: transgelin 3b
Exons: 5
Coding region: 1198-1797 (199 amino acids)
Molecular function (GO): protein binding
Source: RefSeq, a predicted model, not a curated record
GGUCUGUGGAGCUGUAUGUAAAAUAGAAUGCCCUAUAGACACUAGGUAUUGCUUCAGAGUGUUCUAUAGCGAGAGUCUGGGUCCCCCACUUUUGGCUGCCGGGCUGUUCAUUAACGUAUGAUGAGCUAUUGGUCUGUGCUCAAUGGGCCGGGGAUUUGUCGUUCUGUAGCCGAAACCCAUAACCGCCCCUGCUGACUGCUCUCUUGACCUUUCAGUCAUGUGCUACAGGAAAAUAAGCAGUCCCAAACUAAUCAAACCGCUGGCUUGUGGUCAUAACUUCUGCAUGGUCUUUAUAGCCAACCCAGCUGGUAUCAAUGAAUUUAGUUCAUGUAUACUCCUGCAGGAUUAGUUAUCCUGGAUUACCAAUUUGUUCCAGUUUAUUUGCAAAAACACACCUAGUUACAUUUGAAGUACAUAACUGAUAACUAUGGACAUAUUGAACUUCACUGCCAAAUUUUGAUUUAUACUGAGUAUAUACUGUACAUGGUAGGCCUACUUGAUUUUCCCCCCCUGGCUGUGUAAUCCAUUUAUACCCUAAUGUUGUUUUAUCUGUUCUCUCAACAGAGGCAACAGACAUCAGUAAUGAUCUUAAUCUAAUAGUCACAGGGCACAGCCCUUGAAUAUGGCAACUGAGCAAGGCAGAAUAGCAAAAUCACUGAGAAAAAAAAAAAAGUUCUGGUAUUGUACCAUGAACAUAUAACAGUAGCCUACCAUGACACCUUACUUUGUUUGAUUAUUUACCGUUGUGGGCAUUGUUUUGGUAUUAGGCAAACUGUAACCACAGACAGUGUAUAUGUUACUAACUGCAUAGGUUAUGCUGCUUUAAAGUGAAAGCAGUCCAGUGUUACACAGAACGUAUUUUUCUAUUUUUGUAAUCUCACGGGAACUUACUCGUGGCGUCUGCCCAUAAAACGAGUGGCGUGCCACACCAGAGUCCAUCGCCUCGCCCCACCCCCGGUCGUGGUACAUGGAUGUUGCAGUCCAGCAUCCUCACCCCGUGUCCUCACAACGGAACUGACUCCGGCCGAAGAAGAAAGGGACACGCCGUCCUCCGCCUAAGCGACGCUCUUUCAGUAAGGUAUAGUUAAAUAACGUUUUAGAGAGUAUAUUGCAUACGAAGGAAACAAUGUUGCAUUAAACAGGAGUGCAUCUUUUUUGUGGACCUAAAGAUCUGUUACAUUAUUAAGUGGAGACACCAUGGCAAACAGAGGACCCAGUUAUGGUCUAAGUCGAGAGGUGCAGGAGAAGAUUGAUCAGAAGUACGACCCGGAUCUCGAAUCCAAACUGGUGGACUGGAUCGUCGUCCAGUGUGGGUCAAAUGUAGACAGACCGCAGCCAGGGAAACAGAAUUUCCAAGCCUGGCUCAUGGAUGGAACUCUACUCUGCAGACUCAUCAACAGUCUGUAUCCUCGUGGUAAGGAGCCCAUUAAGAAGAUAGCAGAAACUCAAAUGGCCUUCAAGCAGAUGGAGAAGAUCUCUCAGUUUCUGCAGGCUGCAGAGGCAUACGGCGUGAUCACCACAGAUAUUUUCCAGACUGUGGACUUGUGGGAAGCAAAGGACAUGGCUGCUGUACAGAGAACGCUGAUGGCCCUGGGAAGCCUAGCCCUAACCAAGGAUGACGGACAUUACCGUGGUGACCGUGACUGGUUUCACAAGAAAGCCCAGAGCAACCGACGUGACUUCUCAGAUGAACAGCUUCGACAGGGUCAGAACCUGAUCGGCCUUCAGAUGGGCAGCAACCGUGGUGCAUCUCAGUCCGGCAUGACCGGCUACGGUAUGCCACGGCAGAUCAUGUAAAAGUCCCCUAUCCCCAUACCCACCGGCAGGACCUUAACCUCACCAUAGUCACCACACAACGGAGGUGGAGAACUCCAGCUUCAGAACGUAGAAGUCCUGCCAUGUAUUGGUUUGUACACAGGUGACUUCACUAUUUAGCCGAUCUACCUGGCUACCUGGAGUUGAACUGAUUAAAAUCAGCUGAUUUAGUGAAUAGUUAAAGCUAAUUUGUGGCAGGACCUUUAUUGUUUGAAGCCAGAUGUUUCCACCUCUGCCACACAUGAUGCCGUGCAGUGUUGUUUAAGAGACUGUCUCCUUGCUCUACUCUGCAAAGAGAGAGAGACGUUUCUUUGGCAAGCAGGAGGCUUUCGGUUUACCAAAUGAAUGGAGUGGAAUUCUCCUCUUGGGAGUUCCUCAAUGUACUGCCGCUUAAGUGCGUUGAGAAGUAUUGCAGCAUGCUUAUAAUAUAUUAAUAAUUUGUUUUUGUUAUGUUAUUUAAAGUUCUGUGUCCUUUUCUGUUAUCAAGCAUUUUCAUGUUAUGUCAUGAGAAUCUAGAGAUGCAAGAGGUACUCCCAUGCUUCUUUUCAAAACUUGAAACCUAAACUUGAAAAGAUUGUAAUGCUGUUGCUGCCAAUUCAGUUUUUACCAAGUUUUGCAUCACUACGACAACACUAAUUUAUUCAUAUUUGUACUGCACUGUCUUCAUGUGUAUGUGCAUCAUGUUAAAGAGACUGGAAAUGCAUAUUUAUCUUUUGACGUUCAGUUUUUGAUUGUAUGUACAUUAUCAGAAUGCUUGUUUAUAUUUUGCUGCUUGUGAACGAAAGUGUUAAAUAAAAUAACAUAAUAUGCAAGAUGAA